Messenger RNA from Dicrocoelium dendriticum, 558 nucleotides. The record is from the annotation of a GenBank genome assembly. Lineage: Eukaryota; Metazoa; Platyhelminthes; Trematoda; Plagiorchiida; Dicrocoeliidae.
AUGGAUGCGGCCUUCACCAUGGAAGGACCUUUAAGUAAAUGGACCAAUGUUGUAAAUGGCUGGCAAUACCGAUGGUUCGUUUUGGAUUUUAACAUGGGAAUUUUAUUUUACUACACGUCUAAAGAGAAAAUGAUGAAGGGAGAUCGGCGAGGCUGUGUGAAGUUAAAGAACGCCCAAGUUGGUAUCGAUGAUGAAGAUGAUAGCACCUUCACCAUAACAGUGGAUCACAAGACCUUCCACUUUCAAGCGCGUGACUCAAACGAACGCCAAAAGUGGCUGGAUGCACUGCAGGAGGCUCGCGAUCUUCACACGCAUAAUUACGCUCUGUUGCACCAUGUAAGCCAUCGGGGAUCCAAGCGAUUCAUUUUUGCUCCAUUAUUUACAUAUACUUUGACUUGGUCUAGUGUGUUUAAAGUGGGCAUAUGCGAAUUUCGCAUUGACCUUCUCUUUCCGCCUUGCCCAUGGUGGUAUUCAACAGUUCUCUUUGCCUAUCCUUGCUCGAGUGCUGACUGUGGUGUACAGUUUUACACUAUUGUUUGCUACUGUGUUGCACGAUAA